This is a messenger RNA of Symbiodinium necroappetens, 2819 nucleotides long. NCBI's taxonomy places the organism in Eukaryota, Dinophyceae, Suessiales, Symbiodiniaceae. The record is from the annotation of a GenBank genome assembly.
AUGUCGCUGGUUUUUCCUGUGUUUUCUUUGGACAUGCUGCAAGUGGUAUAUGCAGUUAGCUGCCGGGGGGCCUACCACAUGCAGCAAUGCUUCCUUGCUCUUGCAGCUUCUCAGAUGGUGCCUCUGGCCAGCUUGGGAGGGUUAAUGCUCCUGGUCUUUUGGGCAGAAGUGGUUCAUUGCUCACUGCAUGUAUUGUAUGCUGUGUUGAUGCCUGGCAAGCUCUUAUGGGCUCCUACAGUGAAUGCCUGGGCCUGGUUGUCACAGCUGCUAUGUCACUGCUUGAUGACCUGCCGCAUUGCAUUAGAACUCAUCUUGAGGGCAGUCGCAGUGGAGAGCCUGCAUCUUCAGGGGCUGCUCCGACGGCCUCGAGUGGAUCCACCAUGGAAGCCACAGCUGCGGGGGAGGCAAGAGGGCGUUCCAGAUCGAGGCGAGUGCGCUUGCGACCCAGAGCCACCCUGCAUAGAACGGGGCCUCCACGUGGACCACCACCACCGAGACCGGUCAGUGAUCCUGCCUUCCCUCGGGCUGCUUCGGAGACUAGGGGAGCUUCCCCGUCGGGAUCAGAAUGCAGCUCCUUUAAUUCGGAUGAGAUUGAAAGGAGAGAGGACGCUCGGCGACGAUGCGUGGAGCCUGAGUGGCGCGGCUCUAGAAGGGCGGCCUUGGCGAGAGACCGAACCUCGGACAGAGCGAUUGCCCCUCCUGAGGUGGCUGGCACAGAGGAGACCGGAGAAUCGGAGGACACUGCGGAGGAUCCUUUCGCGACGGACUUCAGACGAGAUGAGCAAGGACGCCGGGUGGCGAAUCCCUCCCCUACGUUGUCUCCGUUCUCUGCUCGGCCUUCGCCGUCGCCACAUGCUGCACCACCUUCACGGACCACACGAUCUGCUGAGGAUGAGGGAGAAAGUGAAGAGGAGGAAGGAGCAGCUGAUACGGAAGAUCAUGAUCCGCAUGGCCUUUUCAGUUCGGACUCCAGCCAAGAUGGCCUGGGGUUUGGCAUGCAAACUAAAGACUGAUCUGCUGGCAUUGGCUGGCCUGGAAAAUUUCAGCAUGCAGGGUUGGAUAUUCUAUGUGCAUGCCGCCUUGCUGCCUGGGCUCUCCUACUACAUGAUUGUCAUGAUCCGCCAGGUCCUCUACCUCCUCCUGCCAGUGAAUAUCCAGCUUAUCACCCAUGACGUUCGAGACUUCGGCAACAACUACUACAAGAGCAACGUUGAGCCGCGUGGGUCCCAAGUCCCACGGCUGUGGGUUGCACCCAUUGUCCAUCAGGGUGCUGGAGCCUCCGGCUUGUCCUGGGGCGAAGCAAAUGGACGUACCGCGCGUGCCUCGGUGGCGACAGAUCACAGCACCAUGUAUCGAGGUGUUCCCACCAGAAGAUCUGUUCGUGCUCGUGUUCGUGCCCUCACCAUCAAUCUUGGAGGCCUUGAUACCACAACUUUUGAUACUUUCAUGGCAUGGCUUCCCUCCUCACCAUAUGAAGUAAUCUGCUUGCAAGAAAUUCACUUUGGGCUUGGUCGUGACUCUAACAGCUGGGUUUCUGCUGGAUGGAGAUUUGUGACAACGAUUGACGCUUCCACACGUUUCCAGGGUGUGGCCAUCUUGGUCAGGGAAGUCCUCUGCAGGACAAGCGAACUGCAUUAUCAAGAAGUCGAGCCAGGAAGGCUGUUACAUGUUCGGGUCGAGCAGGAGCACCACUCCUUGGACAUCCUGGGGGUUUACCAGCAUGCGCUGCACCUCGAGGCAGGCAAAAACAAUCUGCCACAAAGACAGAAGGUGUGGGAUAAGCUGGGAGCUCUUUUGCAUAACCUAUCCAGACGUAACAUGCUGGUGCUGCUUGGAGAUUACAAUUGCACCCCAGAGUAUGUGAAUGGAGCAAUGGGUCACUCAUAUGACAAGGCAAGCAACUAUCCAGAUGCCAACGAGUUUGCUGCUCUGCUUGAGACGCAUGACCUGGUCUUGUUGAAUGGUUGGGUGCGACUGUCACAGCAGUUUACCUUCACUGGGUCCAAGCAUAAGUCCAUCAUUGACUUUAUCAUCACACGCAGGCAUCAUGCAGACGGCACCUGGCUGUUGGUGCCACUCUACCUCUUCACCCAGGCUCGGCAUGGUGGCCCUCGCAUUGCAGCUCUACGCACAGCAGUGCAGGAGUACCUCGCAGGCCAUCCUGCAGCCACCCUGGAGCAAAUCAAUGCCCAAAUGCUCUCUCAGGUCAUACGGCUCUUUCCUCGACGCUCCGAGGCGCCGGAGCCACGGGCCUGGAAUACGCCUCAAGUGAGAGGGUCUGUGACGGCGAUGUGGCAAGCCAGGGCAAGACUUCGCAAUAUCUGGAGCACGACCUACACUCGACUUCGAUUCAGCAUGGAGGCCUUCAAACGGUAUCGUGCUUUUAUGCAGGCUUACAGAUUCCUCAAGCAGCAAGGUCGACAAGCUCGCCGGACCCUCCUCACCAAUGAGCUGGCGGCUGCUGCAGAGGCUGCACAACGUAAUGAUACAGGACAGCUGCAUCGGAUCAUUCGUCGUUUGGCACCCAAGAGCAAACGAGUGCAGGUUCGUAUUCAUGGCCCGAAUGGCGAAAUGCUGCGGGACUCAGCUGAGCACGAGGCUAUCGUGUCCUACUUUGAAGACUUGUUCCAGUCCCAGACUGCCCAACUGCCCAUUAGCCCGGGGCUGGAUGCAGCUCCUCAGGUCAGCGAGAAAGAGGUCUACGACUCCCUCCGCAGUACCAAGUACGGCAAGGCCGUUCCGCCCACCUCCACGCCGUCAAGUGCUAUCAAAUGCUGUGCAGACAUUCUGGCACCGGCCAUCACGCCGGCAGUGAAUGA